Aureobasidium melanogenum CBS 110374 is the source of this 1515-nucleotide messenger RNA. Its product is annotated as GPI mannosyltransferase 4. The record is from RefSeq and is a predicted model, not a curated record. Gene Ontology annotation, biological process: GPI anchor biosynthetic process. The coding region runs from base 1 to 1515 and encodes 504 amino acids. Gene Ontology annotation, molecular function: alpha-1,2-mannosyltransferase activity. Gene Ontology annotation, cellular component: endoplasmic reticulum membrane. The transcript is spliced from 4 exons. NCBI's taxonomy places the organism in Eukaryota, Fungi, Ascomycota, Dothideomycetes, Dothideales, Saccotheciaceae.
AUGUGGAGACGAACAUACCUCUUUCUGGUCGUUUUACGCCUCUACCUGGCUUUGUCCCCCAGCUACAUCCACCCGGAUGAGCAUUUCCAAGGACCAGAGGUCAUCGCAGGUCGCGUUUUUGGAUAUGCUUCCCACUUGACCUGGGAAUUCACUUCGGACAGCCCAAUCCGUAGUGUGUUCCCUCUUCAGAUCUUCUAUGGCCUGCCCUUGACUCUGCUGAAAUGGAUCUGUGACGGCAUCGGUUAUCAUCACAUCUCACCUGCAACUGUGUACUACACUUUGCGUGCCUUGAUGUUUGUCUUGAGCUUCGUGCUUGAGGACUGGGCUCUUGAUGAACUCGUCCAUGUUCCCAAGGAACGUCGUGUGGCCCAAAUGCUGGUCGCUUCGUCCUAUGUUACAUGGACCUUUCAAAACCAUACCUUCUCAAACUCGGUCGAGACCUUGAUUGUGCUGUGGUGCUUGGUCUUGAUCAAUCGUAUCAAGGAGGACAAAUCACAUACCCGUGUUCUGCCUUCUGCUCUCCUUGCCUUCUUGUGUGUAUUAGGCACUUUCAAUCGCAUCACCUUCCCACCUUUUGUUUUGAUACCCCUUCUGCAGUUGAUCCCGCAUUUCCGUCACAGGCCUCUUUCACUUCUGGUAAUGAUUGUAACGGCAGCAGCAACACUACUGGUUGCUGUUGUUACUGACACUGAGUGGUUCCUCCAACAACGAGUACACUUGUCACAGUUACGCGAAAUCGCCAUCAUCACGCCUCUCAACAACUUCCUCUACAACAUGGACAGCAGCAAUCUUGCCAAACACGGUCUGCACCCAUACUAUCAGCAUGUAGUUGCCAAUUUGCCACAAUUGCUUGGACCUGCACUUCCCCUGGUUUUCUUCUCAUGUCGAAUGGGAAUACCGAUGUACUCUGCAGGAUUCGGUAUCUUGGCUCUGUCGUGUCUCAAACAUCAAGAAGCACGUUUUUUGUUACCAGCAGUCCCUCUGGUUCUAUCCAGCAUCAGUGUGCCACGGCGUAUGCGAAACGUCUGGAUCACUGUUUGGAUAAUCUUUAAUGUUUGUCUAGGCCUAUUGAUGGGCGUUUUCCAUCAAGGUGGCGUAGUGCCAGCGCAGCUCUGGGUUGGCAAACAACAGGGAAUCCAGCAAGCCUUUUGGUGGAAGACGUACAGUCCACCAACCUACCUUCUUGGUGAAAACCAUCAAGGUCUGAACACCAGAGAUCUCAUGGGCAUGCGUGGCGACAAGCUCAUAGAAGAGCUAGAGUCCAAGGUUGAGUGCGAUGCCGAAUCCGCAACGCUCUUACUGGCACCGCUCAGUGCGACAUUCCUUGAUGCGUAUAUUACACAAAACAGCACAUCUUUGGAAAGCUCUGAGAUCGCACUCGAAGAAGUUUGGCGUUAUAGAAACCACCUCAACCUUGAUGACAUGGACUUUGGCGACGAUGGUGUUUGGCCGACUCUGAAGCGCAUGGUCGGAAGAAGAGGGAUCGGUGCAUGGAAAGUGACAAAGAAAUGUUGA